Messenger RNA from Nylanderia fulva, 475 nucleotides. The record is from RefSeq and is a predicted model, not a curated record. NCBI's taxonomy places the organism in Eukaryota, Metazoa, Arthropoda, Insecta, Hymenoptera, Formicidae.
AUGUAUAAUUUCUAUGCGUAACUGUAAAAAUUGCAAAAAUUAAGUAAAAAUGGGAAAAGGAUUUAACAAUUAUAUGUGCAAGAAAUUUUUCCAUCCAGCAUCGCGAGAUAAUUUAAAACGAGUAUGGAUGGCAGAACAACAAGCGGAAGCUUACAAGAAGAAGCAGGAAGAACUACGGGUACAAUAUGAGAAAGAGCAGGACCUUCAUAAUAAUAAAGCAUUACUUAGUAAGGAGAGCAAGGAUAAACUUAGCGUGAAUUUUAUGUAUGAGCCACCUCCCGGAGCAAAAAAGGAAAGAGAGAAGGAAGACAAUGAACCUGAGUACAAGUUUGAAUGGCAGCGGAAAUAUAAUGCUCCGAGAGAAAGUUAUUGCAAAGGAGAUAGCGAAAUACGAGAUCAACUUGGCAUCCAAGUAAGGAACGUGUAAGAUGCAUUAAAAUGCCAAAAAUGGGGACACAUAAAUACAGGUAAUUAA